AUGGCAUCGCGACUGAACAACCUCGCGGCCUUCCACCAAAAGCUCGCCAAAGCCGAUCGCAUCCUCGCCAUCUGCGGCGCCGGACUCUCCGCCGCAUCGGGACUCCCCACCUUCCGCGGCGCCGGCGGACUAUGGAGGAACUACGAGGCUACGGAUCUAGCGACUCCGGAAGCGUUUGCUGAGGAUCCGGGGUUGGUGUGGUUGUUUUAUGCAUAUCGACGACACAUGGCCCUCCAAACCAAACCCAGCGCAGGCCACCACGCCUUGGCUGCCCUUGCAAAGAAGCGUCCUAACUUCCUUUGUCUGACUCAAAACGUAGACAACCUCUCCCCGCGUGCUGGCCACCCUGCUUCCCAAUUGCGUACCCUCCACGGAUCCCUCUUUACGCUCAAAUGUUCUUCCCCCAGUUGCAGCUACGUCGAACCCUCCAACACUUCAGAUCCCUUAUGUCCUUCUCUCGCUCCCGCCUCGGUUGACCCGCCAGACCCUUCCCAACCGGGGAAAAUCCCCCUCUUGGACCCUUCCCACCCUUUACCGACUAUCCAGCCCUCCAGCCUACCUCAAUGCCCUCGCUGCGCCUCCUCCGGCACCUCCUCCCUCCUUCGCCCGGGAGUAGUCUGGUUCGGCGAAUCCUUAGACCCCUCUAUGCUCUCGGAAAUAGACGCCUGGAUCGAUCAAGGCCCCAUUGAUUUGAUCCUAGUCGUUGGGACUAGUUCGGUGGUCUACCCGGCGGCGGGGUAUGCAGAGAGGGCGAGGACGAAGGGACACACGAGCGUGGUGACGGUUAAUAAGGAGGUUGAGAAGGUGAUGUGGAGGAAGGGGGAGGAUUUGGCGUUUCAGGGAGGGGCGGAGGAGUGGUUGGGACGGAUGUUGGAGCCGGUGAUUGGGGGGGUGACCCCUGGGAUCUUUAACCGCGUGGAAGACGGGCUCGGCCCGGUAUUUGUGCAUGUCGUCCGAUAA
This is a messenger RNA of Neurospora tetraspora, 960 nucleotides long. Its product is annotated as DHS-like NAD/FAD-binding domain-containing protein. The transcript is spliced from 4 exons. NCBI's taxonomy places the organism in Eukaryota, Fungi, Ascomycota, Sordariomycetes, Sordariales, Sordariaceae. Gene Ontology annotation, cellular component: nucleus. Gene Ontology annotation, molecular function: histone deacetylase activity, NAD-dependent; NAD+ binding. The record is from RefSeq and is a predicted model, not a curated record. The coding region runs from base 1 to 960 and encodes 319 amino acids.